AUGGCACGGUUUUGGUCCUGCGGGGAAGGGGGAGCCGUCAACAAGUUAUCUCCGGACGAGACGCGCUGCGAAGAGCAAUUCGAGCGCACUGUCGAACGGAAUUCGGAAGGCCGAUACACCGUUACUCUCCCUAAGAACGACAAUGUUUUAGCGGAACUAGGCGAAUCGAGAGACAUCGCGCUACGACGUCUUCGAGCUGUGGAACGACGACUGGAAAAGGAUCCAGACCUUCAGAAGCAGUACUUCAACUUCAUGACCGAAUAUCUCGAGCUCGGUAACAUGAGAAGAGUGGACGAUAAAGAGGAGGGGACAGUUAAACGAUGUUUCCUGCCACAUCAUCCUGUAAUCAAGGAGUCAAGCACCACGACCAAAGUCAGGGUGGUCUUCGAUGCUUCGUGCAAGACGUCUUCUGGGAUUUCACUGAACGAUGCGCUCUAUGCUGGACCUGUGGUACAACAGGAUUUACGGUCGAUUGUUCUCCGCAGUCGUACACGUCAGGUGAUGGUUGUAGCCGACGUUGAGAAGAUGUUCCGACAGAUUUGGACGAACUUGGUCGACACUCCUCUUCAAUGCGUUCUUUGGUUGGGAACCGAUGGAAGCGCUGUAGCGUAUGAACUGCUGACGGUGACAUAUGGCACCAAAUCAGCAUCGUACCUGGCGACUCGUACGUUGAAGCAGCUGGCAAGUGACGAACGAGAGCAGUUUCCCUUGGCUGCACCAGCGGUAGAAGAGGACGUGUAUAUGGACGACGUUAUAUCUGGAGCGGACGACGUCGAAUCUGCGGUCGAAUUGAGGCGACAAAUCGACGCAAUGAUGAACAGUGGAGGAUUCAAGUUGCGAAAAUGGGCCUUCAACUGUCCAGCUGUUCUUGAAGACAUUCCCAAUGAGAAUUUGGCGCUACCGGAUUCUAAUGGAAUCGACUGGGACCAGGAUGCAGAGGUGAAAACAUUGGGUUUGACCUGGCUUCCCAACGUGGACUGUUUCAAGUUCUCGUUCACGAUACCACCACUAACGGAUGGCCAGAUCCUAACGAAGCGACAAGUGCUCUUCUUCAUUGCGAAAUUGUUCGAUCCACUGGGACUGCUCGGUGCGACGAUCACAGCAGCAAAAAUAUUCAUGCAAAGACUCUGGUGUUUGAAAGGCGAACACGGGCAAUGUCUGCAAUGGGGCGACCCACUACCUGGAACGGUGGGUGAGGAAUGGCGAGCAUUUCAUAAGCAAAUUCCCGCACUGAAUAUGCUUCGCAUACAACGGUGUGUCGUAGCACCAAGAGCUUGA
Ochlerotatus camptorhynchus is the source of this 1278-nucleotide messenger RNA. RefSeq lists its product as uncharacterized. The record is from RefSeq and is a predicted model, not a curated record. The transcript has a single exon. NCBI's taxonomy places the organism in Eukaryota, Metazoa, Arthropoda, Insecta, Diptera, Culicidae. Bases 1 to 1278 code for a protein of 425 amino acids.